GGGCCCAAGUCGUAGAAGUAGGGAUUGGAGGCUUGCCUGGCGCACAGAGCUUAUAUCACAGCGCUAACAGACAGCGCUGAGCGUCAUUUGGACUCUCGCCUCUGACGGGCGCAUCACGUCUCUGGCUCCGCCGGACGCACAUGCACCAAGUCAUCGAAGGAGGGACGGACCGCGACCCAAACACACUAACUGGUCCCCUGUCACUUGCUAUCAGAGAGACUUUUGGCUUUUUCCUCUGCUGGGAGACGCUUCGUAGAAGUCCUCCAUGAUGCUUGGAGCAGUUAAAAUGGAAGGACACGAACAUACCGACUGGAGCGCCUACUACGGAGAGCCCGAGUGUUACACCUCGGUUGGCAACAUGAACACCGGCCUGGGAAUGAACUCCAUGAAUACCUACAUGAGCAUGUCCGGCAUGAGCACCACGGCCAACAUGACGGCCAACUCCAUGAACAUGUCCUACGUCAACACCGGCAUGAGCCCUUCCAUGACGGGCAUGUCGCCGGGCACCGGAGCGAUGAACGGUAUGGGCGCGGGCAUGACGGCCAUGAGCGCAGCGCUGAGCCCGAGCAUGAGCCCCAUGACCGCGCAGCCCGCCUCCAUGAACGCCCUCACGUCGUACACCAACAUGAACGCAAUGAGCCCCAUUUACGGACAGUCCAACAUCAACAGAUCCAGAGACCCCAAGACUUACCGCCGGAGCUACACGCACGCCAAACCCCCCUACUCCUACAUCUCCCUCAUCACCAUGGCCAUCCAGCAGUCUCCCAGCAAGAUGCUGACGCUGGCAGAGAUCUACCAGUGGAUAAUGGACCUGUUCCCCUUUUACCGACAGAACCAGCAGCGCUGGCAGAACUCCAUCCGCCACUCUCUGUCGUUUAAUGACUGUUUCCUCAAAGUGCCCCGGUCGCCCGACAAACCCGGCAAGGGUUCCUUUUGGACUCUCCACCCGGACUCCGGGAACAUGUUCGAGAACGGCUGCUACCUGAGGAGGCAGAAGCGCUUCAAGUGCGAGAAGAAGAUGUCGCUGAAGGACGGCGGGCGAAAGUCGGGAGACGGCGGCUCCUCCAACAGCAGCUCGGAGAGCUGCAACGGCAACGAGUCGCCGCAUUCCAACUCCUCCUCCGGCGACCACAAAAGGUCCCUGUCGGACAUGAAGGGGAGCCAGGCCCUGAGCCCGGAGCACGUCGCCGCGGCCGCCGCAGCAGCCGCCGCCGCCGCCGCCGCGUCGCCGGUGUCGCAGGGGCAGCACCUCAUGUCGCAGCAUCACUCCGUCCUGGCGCACGACGCUCACCUAAAGCCGGAGCACCACUACUCGUUCAACCACCCGUUCUCCAUCAAUAACCUCAUGUCCUCGGAGCAGCAGCAUCAUCACAAAAUGGACCUGAAAACGUACGAGCAGGUGAUGCACUACUCCGGGUACGGGUCCCCGAUGGCCGGGGCGCUUUCUAUGGGCUCCAUGGCGGGGAAAGCCGGCCUGGACUCCGCGUCUAUACCCGACACGUCUUACUACCAGGGCGUCUAUUCCAGGCCGAUCAUGAACUCCUCAUAAAGCCCGUGGACUCUCUUCGCCAUAGCUUUGUACAUUUGUAAAAAACAAAAACGGAAAAAAAUAUAGACUGUGUAUAAUAUGUAUUUUUGACGUUUGCCACCGUUUUAGUUGUCAAGUUUGUUAGUAGGCUAAUUGCUUAUUUUGAAGGAGAAGAUGUGGAGGAUGACAAAAAAAAAAAAAAAAAAGGAUGAAAAUGUGACGAGAUCUGUUCGACUGAACUGGACCCCAAAGAUAAAAACAAGAAAACAAGUUGCUGUAAGAUAGCUGACACCCGCUCAUCGGGAUUCCUAAAUGAACUUAAAUGCAUCACAGGAUUUGUUCAAUCAUUUGUGUAAUUCCUAUUUAUGGCUUGUAUAUGUGUAUUCUUGUAGUGACAAGAACAGAAUCUAUAUUAAAGUGUUACUGGUUUUGUUUUCUGAA
Messenger RNA from Fundulus heteroclitus (mummichog), 1969 nucleotides. RefSeq names its product forkhead box A2 (gene foxa2). The coding region runs from base 266 to 1549 and encodes 427 amino acids. The record is from RefSeq and is a predicted model, not a curated record. Gene Ontology annotation, biological process: cell differentiation; regulation of transcription by RNA polymerase II; anatomical structure morphogenesis. NCBI's taxonomy places the organism in Eukaryota, Metazoa, Chordata, Actinopteri, Cyprinodontiformes, Fundulidae. Gene Ontology annotation, molecular function: protein domain specific binding; transcription factor binding; RNA polymerase II cis-regulatory region sequence-specific DNA binding. The transcript has 2 exons.